CGCAUGUCGACGUCCAAUCAAGGCUCUUGUGGGAAUGUCCAUUUCCAGGCCUGCUCAUCUGGUGAUCCCACUAUAUUCACAUUGAAGAGGUCUACGCGAAGGAAACAGCUGGAACAGCAGAGAGCUAUUUGUUGCAAUUUCCCUUCCCCCACGGCCGGUCGAAAGAACGUCUCGCGUUCCCAUUGCAGGUGUCAUGCCACCGGACCUCCGACACAAUGGCCGAGUUCGACUCUGAAGACCACUACUCUGAUCAAUCCGGAGAUCAAGAGCAGACACAGACGACUCGACGCAAGAGAAGACGAACCGCACACGCUGUAAGGGCUCCUUGUUGCCUUAGAAAGGGCAAAGCGUGCUAAUGUUAGAGUGUGACCGCUGUCGUUCGCGGAAAACGCGGUGAGGAAAACUGCCGUCAUCUAAAAUUCGGUCCUUGAUGUGUUAUUUCCAGGUGUGACGGACAGACGCCGUGUGCGACUUGUCGCACGACUGACUGGGAAUGUACAUAUGAAAUGGAGGCUCCUUCGUAAGCACUCCGGACUUAUCGUGUCAUCAUGUCUUACACGGGAACCCUUAGGAAAGGUAAAAGUGAUCUGAUCCUGGCAGCUGUGUUGCGCGUGGAGAGGUUGCUCAAACAAAGAGAUACGUGCAUCAUCGACUCUUCUCACCGCGCCGGGUUCCAAUCUCCAAAUGGUGACAUGCCCUCCGCGAGUGCUCCCUAUUCUAUGCCCACAAACCAACGGGACACCGUUGAAGUCCCAUUGCAGAAAUGGCUGCACAGCGUUCAAAAUGCAAGCCUAUCUCCAUUGCACAUCUCAACCACGGAAAAUAUCCUGGCAUGGCCCCAUUUUGACUGCUACCCGCUCCUCCGCGAAGCCGAAAGAGUAUCCAUUUUCAACUUAGAACAAGGCCGAGCACCUUCGGCUGGUAUGGAGCUCUCACCUGUGCUCCCAUUCAUCAGUAUCGGCGAGAUCGAAGCCAUAACUAUGGCGUUCGAGCAAAAUAUCAACUUCUGGUACCCGACCAUGUCAAAAGGCAUGCUAGAUCAACUAAAGGACAAGCUGUCUACGGGCCGCUUGAGCAACGAUUGUAACUCCUGCCUGGCCCUUCUAGUCAUGGCUCUAAGCUGUGCCUGCGAAUUCACAGUGUCCACAUUACGGGAUGAUCUGGAAGGAGAUACGAAUUCUCUGCCUCGGAGGAAGAAGAUGGGAGAAAUGUAUUUCGACUGUGCAAUGAACAGAAUGCAUAUUCCGCACCAGGAAGUCAGCAGGGCUGCGUUGCAUUGUCUCUUAUUCACCGCUUUCUACUUUGCCUUUUCUCAGAGGCCUCUUCAGGCAUGGUCUUUUAUCGACGCAGCCGCCACCAAGUGCCGAGUGCUUCUGGCGUACAGGCCGGCCGGAAUUUCUCAAGAUGAACAAGAGUGUAUUCACCGAAUUUUCUGGUCCUGCUUCAUUCUGGAAAGCGACUACAUCGCCGAACUGUCCGCCCUGCCCCUUUCUGGUAUCUCGGACAUGGAAUCCUCAGUCCCUCUGCCAGGUCAGUUCCAUACGCACACUACCGUCGAAGAUGAAGAGCACUCGGCUAUGUACUUCCUAGCCUGUCUCUCCAUGCGUCGGCUCCUCAAUCGGGUCCACCAUCUUCUAUAUAGCAAAGAUACAGGUGCAAGUCUGGAUGACCGGCGCUUUCCCCAUAUGGUUACCGAGCUUGAUCACCAGCUCGAAGACUGGCGCCGGCUACUCCCUCCAGUAUUCAGCUUCACUCUCAAUAAGGAGCCGGCCCCGAAUUCGCAGGCUGGUUUUCUCAGGCAGAGAUACCUCACUUGUCGCAGCGUGAUCUACAGACCGUACCUAAUGCAGAUGCUCAAUCCGUCCGGGCGCGUUGAUCAGGAAGGUUGGGAGAAAUGCAAGAAGUGUCUGGAUGCUUGUAUCGAGCACAUCCUCAAUCUGCGAAGCUUUCCACAUACUGUUUUCGUGGAUACCUGGAUUUGUUCGCUGUCCAUGGCAGGAGCAAUGCUGGUUUUACUGGCGGGAUGCCGAAUUCCCGGGGUGCAACAAUAUAUAUAUCCUGAAGUCACCAUGCUGGGAUCGCAUCUUCAGAGCCUUCUAUCCAAAUGGAUCACCAUACCGGGCGAGCCACCAUCACCCAGUGUGAAACAGGCCAUUCGGUGGAUUGAGGUCACCGACAGGCUGAUUAAAGGCGAGCAGUGAGAUGCACUGAUGCAUCUGGAGGGGACUAUCCUCAGGAUUGUUACCCAACUUGACAGUCACUCUAGGACCUCUUGCUAUGCCCAUGUAGCAUUCAGGAUCUCGUCACAAGAGAUGGUUCAGAAGAAGAGAACGUCCCUGAAAUACUUUUAAUUGUAUCAGUGACAUUCCGUGAGGCCAACAACUAAAAUGCCAGUCCGCGCGGGUAUGGGACACGGGACCUCUUUGACGGAAAGAUAGGUCAAGUUCACAUGAGAAUCUCCUACCCAUAGGCUGCCAAAUUGGCCAUGAAGAAGCAUAGUGUGUGAACAUGAGAGAAGGUCACAUGGGGAAGAUGUCACCGAACUCGAUAUAUGGAAAGUCAUCUUGGCCAUUGAAAUCCGAGCAGUCUAUUUACUUUGGCGCGGACUAUGGCUCCUCUGGCUGAUUGUCUGAGCAAUCCCAUCAGUGCUGAGGAAGUGUAUGGCUCACCUUUGGAUCCGGUGAGCAUCAGGAAGCAUGAAAGGGAUAUUCAAGAAAAGAAAACAGCCAACAAGUGAGAAUCGCCAGGUACAACCCGAAAUCCCUCUGCCUCACAGAUUUCCCACGCAGGCGAACUGCCGAAAGCCACUUUCGGAUUUUUUCAGAUUUAGCUUCCCAAUGGAUAGCUCACGCCAUUUCAACCACAUUCGGGAUGGUAUCUUCUACACUUUCUCCUCUCCCUGCAUGACAACUGCAUGGCCUUUGACAUCUAAAGUGUUCAAGACCGUUGCUGCACUCCUCUUCUCCAGUGAUUUUUUGACCGGGUUUGGAGCCUCGAAGACUUCGGCCAGUUCCUCGAGGGUCCGGUCUUUGGUCUCGGGAAAGAAGAAGUACAUAACCGACCACUCAACGAGGUCCCAAAAGACAAAGACGAGGUAGAAGUAAUAUCUGAUGUUGGCAAAUGCAGGGCCGGAAGAGUACUGGAUGACGGUGCU
Cladophialophora immunda is the source of this 3154-nucleotide messenger RNA. RefSeq lists its product as hypothetical. Gene Ontology annotation, biological process: DNA-templated transcription; regulation of DNA-templated transcription. The record is from RefSeq and is a predicted model, not a curated record. Gene Ontology annotation, molecular function: zinc ion binding; DNA binding; DNA-binding transcription factor activity, RNA polymerase II-specific. The transcript is spliced from 6 exons. Bases 549 to 2201 code for a protein of 550 amino acids. Lineage: Eukaryota; Fungi; Ascomycota; Eurotiomycetes; Chaetothyriales; Herpotrichiellaceae.